Messenger RNA from Auanema sp. JU1783, 1566 nucleotides. The record is from the annotation of a GenBank genome assembly. Lineage: Eukaryota; Metazoa; Nematoda; Chromadorea; Rhabditida; Rhabditidae.
AUGGAUUACAACAGAAUAUCAUAUGGCACAUUAAAGCCAUGUUUGGCUAUUUUGGAUGUUUUUAUUGCAUUUUUUCUAGUUAUGCUGAUUCUGCUGACAAUUAUCGGUAAUGUACUCAUAGUUCUUUCUGUCGUUGUUUAUAAAAGAAUGAGAACAUUCACUAAUCUUCUUCUGACUUCUUUAGCUACAGCUGAUUUAUUGGUUGGAUUAAUUGUUAUGCCUCUAUCAUUACUUGAUUUGCUCUAUGAACACCGUUGGCCGUUAGGAAAACUUCUUUGUGGCGUUUGGGCUACAUCAGAUGUUCUACUAUGUACUGCAAGCAUUUUGAAUUUAUGUGCUAUAAGCUUAGAUCGCUAUAUGGCCAUCACAUCUCCUCUCAAAUACACUCGUACCAGAUCGAGGGGAAUGGCUGUUGGUUUAUUAUCCUCUGUUUGGAUUCUUUCAUUUAUAGUUUGUACACCACCUUGGAUUGUACCCGGCUGGAACAUUUUUGAGCAGAGCAAACAGCAACAAUUAUCAAAGAAUGUUAGUGCGGAUUCAUCCGAGAGCUUUCAAUGUGCUUAUUCAUUAUCAGUUCCAUACAGAAUAUAUAGUGCUUUAGGAAGCUUUUAUAUUCCAUUGGCGGUUAUGCUUUCCGUCUAUUUUAAAAUAUUUCGUGUUGCCUCCGAACGUGAAAAUUUAAUGAGAAACUCUGUAGGUAUCUGGAGAUUGAGUAAACGUUGUAAAGGAGGACAGGGUAACAAUUACAACUAUCUACGAACUGCUAGCGCUCCUCAUGCUCAUAUUCGAAAUCGUCAGCAGGGCUCUCUAGGGCAAGUAACAACAGCAACAAAACCAUUUUCAUAUCGAAGUGCUACGGCAUAUGAAGAGUCUACUGAUAAUGACAAAGAGAAAAUGUAUGUUGAGCUACACACUGAACGAACAACUGUAGAAGAUGGACCAGAGACGUCAAGUGCGGAAGCUUCAAGCAAUUCUAAUCAAAAUCGAGUUCUAAACCGUGAAUACCACUCAUUAGCUGAUAUUGCUCAACAAGCUGAAUCUAAGAACAAAAAGAAUGCGAGAGACAAUUUAGUAACAGAGGAAGUCAUCAUCAGAAAAUUAGAGAAAACAGAAGAUUUGGUCACAACAUCAAUGGAUGAAUCGGUUAGAACUCGUUACCACCCUAACAAUUUGCUUCAGAAGGCUUACGAACAUUAUCAAAUCAAUGGUCCAGGAAAAACGACCAGAGGCUCUAAAGAGAAGAUGGUCUACUUAAGAGAGAGGAAAGCAUUGAAAACGAUUGGAAUUGUCGUAUUAGGAUUCAUUGUAUGUUGGAUGCCAUUUUUUGUAUUAUAUCUAAUAGAAGUAUUUACUCCCUCCAUUAACGAAUCUCGAUGGUUUACAAUCAUUAAUGAAGUAUUCUUAUGGCUUGGUUAUUCAAACUCGGUAUUAAAUCCAAUAAUCUAUACUAUGUAUAAUAGUGAUUUUCGUCGAUGUUUCCGUGAUUUACUUUCAUUUGGGUGUAUGAACAAUCAUCGACGAACAAUGAGUGUCAAGAAACUUCAUCAACAGAGUACAAUGUUUUAA